This is a messenger RNA of Nothoprocta perdicaria, 1984 nucleotides long. It is a transcript of the gene ATP6V1H, whose product is annotated as ATPase H+ transporting V1 subunit H. Gene Ontology annotation, cellular component: lysosomal membrane; vacuolar proton-transporting V-type ATPase, V1 domain. Gene Ontology annotation, biological process: proton transmembrane transport. The coding region runs from base 326 to 1759 and encodes 477 amino acids. The record is from RefSeq and is a predicted model, not a curated record. Gene Ontology annotation, molecular function: proton-transporting ATPase activity, rotational mechanism. Lineage: Eukaryota; Metazoa; Chordata; Aves; Tinamiformes; Tinamidae. The transcript has 14 exons.
GCGUGGGGAGGGUAGGGUUGGUUCCGCGUCUCCCUUGCUGCAGUCAGUUCCUCGGUCUGGAGUCGCUGUUUCCCGCGGUGAAGGGUGCGGGGCUGCGCAAGGACGUGCCUGGCCGUCCUUACCUUCCUCCGCAAGCAAGCGCAGCCCGGCUGGCCCGGCSCGGGUCGGGAGCGGGGCUGCUGCAGCCGGAUCCCCGGCCGCCGCCAGCAGCCUCCGUGUUUUGGCAGCAAAGGCCGGGCGGGGGCCGAGCCAUAAAGGACGGGAAAAGCAGAAGUGGUGAAGGUCACUGGCGACACUCUGGGGUGCAUUUUAAAUAGCAGUUAAAAUGGAUAUUCGAGGUGCUGUGGAUGCUGCUGUUCCAACAAACAUCAUUGCUGCCAAAGCUGCUGAAGUUCGGGGAAAUAAAGUGAACUGGCAGUCUUAUCUUCAAGGGCAGAUGAUUUCUGGUGAAGACUGUGAAUUUAUUCAAAGAUUUGAGCAGAAGAGAAAUCCAGAAGAAAAGCGGGAGCUGUUGCAAACAGAAGGCAAUCAAUGUGCUAAAACAUUUAUAAACUUGAUGACUCAUAUCUCCAAGGAACAGACAGUUCAGUACAUCCUGACUAUGGUUGAUGAUACGCUGCAAGAAAAUCGUCAACAYGUUUGUAUCUUCUUUGAUUAUGCCAAGCGUGGCAAGAACACUGCGUGGUCCUACUUCCUGCCAAUGCUGAAUCGCCAGGACCUCUUCACUGUGCACAUGGCAGCAAGAAUUAUUGCCAAAUUGGCUGCCUGGGGGAGAGAACUCAUGGAGGGAAGUGACUUGAAUUAUUACUUCAACUGGAUCAAAACACAGCUUAGUUCCCAGAAACUACGUGGUUCUGUGGAAGCAGGAGCUGUCUCCACRACUGAUAGCUCCCAGUAUGUGCAGUGUGUUGCUGGAUGUCUGCAGCUCAUGCUCAGGGUCAAUGAGUAUCGCUUUGCGUGGGUAGAAGCAGAUGGAGUAAACUGUAUCAUGGGGGUCUUGAGCAACAAAUGUGGCUUCCAACUCCAGUACCAGAUGAUUUUCUCCGUGUGGCUGCUGGCCUUUAGUCCCCAAAUGUGCGAAUAUCUCCGUCGGUACAAUAUCGUUCCGGUGCUGUCCGAUAUCCUUCAGGAGUCGGUCAAGGAGAAAGUCACUAGAAUCAUCCUUGCCGCGUUUCGGAAUCUCUUAGAGAAAUCUGCAGAGAGAGAAACUCGCCAAGAAUACGCACUUGCCAUGAUUCAAUGUAAAGUUUUAAAGCAACUGGAGAACUUGGAUCAGCAGAAAUAUGAUGAUGAAGACAUCAGUGAAGAUAUCAAAUUUCUACUGGAGAAGCUUGGUGAGAGCGUGCAAGAUCUUAGCUCAUUUGAUGAGUACAGUUCUGAACUCAAAUCAGGAAGGUUGGAGUGGAGUCCUGUACACAAGUCUGAGAAGUUCUGGCGUGAGAAUGCUGUAAGAUUGAAUGAGAAGAACUAUGAACUUCUCAAAAUCCUGACGAAACUUCUGGAGGUUUCUGAUGACCCCCAAGUGUUGGCUGUAGCUGCUCAUGAUGUGGGAGAGUAUGUACGGCACUAUCCCCGAGGGAAACGAGUUAUUGAACAACUUGGUGGCAAACAACUAGUAAUGAACCACAUGCAUCAUGAAGACCAGCARGUUCGUUACAAUGCGCUACUGGCUGUGCAGAAGCUCAUGGUUCACAACUGGGAAUACCUUGGAAAGCAGUUGCAGUCAGAACAACCUCAAACAGCCACUGCACGGAGCUAAAUACUUCAACCAGAGCAUCACAGUUCAUUCUUUAUGCUUACAACUGGAAUAUGUUUGUCUUUAAUGUCAAAAAAAUACUUUAGUCACAACUGCUAGUACUGUGUAAACUUUCCAGCUCUCCUCCAGUGUUGUUGGCUUAGUAAAAUUUGUUUGUUGUCUGAUGACUAUGCCUAUUAGAUUCCUGCUGUAUUCAGAAUAUAUGAGUAAAUAUGACUAUUGCUUUUG